This is a messenger RNA of Galeopterus variegatus (Sunda flying lemur), 2423 nucleotides long. RefSeq names its product paralemmin 2 (gene PALM2). The transcript has 7 exons. The record is from RefSeq and is a predicted model, not a curated record. Lineage: Eukaryota; Metazoa; Chordata; Mammalia; Dermoptera; Cynocephalidae. Gene Ontology annotation, cellular component: membrane. The coding region runs from base 1 to 1143 and encodes 380 amino acids. Gene Ontology annotation, biological process: regulation of cell shape.
AUGGGAGGUGACUCUGCGUGUGUGCCCAGUGCCUCUGGAAGUGUCUGUACAGAUGAAAAAAGAAAGAGGCAGACCGAAAUAGAAGGCAAGCGACAGCAGCUUGAUGAGCAGAUACUUCUGCUGCAGCAUUCCAAGUCCAAAGUGCUUCGGGAAAAAUGGCUGCUGCAGGGCGUACCCGCCGGGACGGCCGAGGAGGAGGAAGCCAGGAGGAGGCAGUCUGAGGAGGACGAGGUCAGAGUGAGGCGGCUGGAGGAGAACGUGCGCAGGCUGGAACAGGAAAUACAAGCACUAGAGUGCGAAGAGUCCCAGAUAUCUGCCAAAGAGCAGAUCAUCCUAGAGAAACUAAAGGAGACAGAAAAAUCCUUCAAGGACUUUCAGAAGAGCUUCUCCAGUUUGGAUGGAGCUGUGUACGCCAUGGAAAUUAAUGUGGAGAAAGACAAACAAACAGGAGAGACCAAGAUUCUCUCUACAGCUACCAUUGGCCCAGAGGGGGUCCAUCAGAGAGGAGUCAAAGUCUAUGACGAUGGUACCAAAGUAGUGUAUGAGGUGCACUCAGCAGGCACCAUAGUAGAAAACGGAGUGCACAGAUUAAGCACGAAGGCUGUAGAAGAGCUUAUUCAGCAGGCUGGACAAUCAAGCAUAAGAGGAGGACACAUGUCAGAAAGGACUGUGAUUACAGACGGGAGCCUCAGCCAUCCUAAGGAACACAUGCUCUGCAAAGAAGCCAAGUUAGAAAUGGUGCGUAAGUCUAGAAAGGAUCAUUCUUCUGGGAACCCAGGGCAGCCAGCCCAAGCCCCCAGCACUGAAGGGCCAGAGGCAAACUUGGAUCAGCCAGUCACCAUGAUUUUUAUGGGCUACCAAAAUAUCGAGGAUGAAGAGGAGACUAAGAAGGUGCUAGGCUAUGAUGAAACCAUCAAGGCUGAAUUGGUCCUCAUUGAUGAAGACGAUGAGAAGUCACUGAGGGAGAAGACAGUGACGGACGUGUCCACUAUUGAUGGGAACGCGGCUGAGCUUGUGUCCGGGAGGCCGGUCUCAGACACCACAGAGCCCUCAUCCCCGGAAGGGAAGGAAGAGAGCCUGGCCACAGAGCCAGCCCCAGGUACCCAAAAGAAAAAGCGCUGUCAAUGCUGUGUUGUCAUGUGACCACUUCUUUCUUCCCUUUUCUUCUGGGCAGCCUCUGUACUCUCCACCACUUCCGUAGACCUCACUGUUCCACUAACUGCAAUACUGUGAACUGGAAGCAAACACCUGCCUUGCCUUGCAGUUGGAUUGCUUUGAUCUCUCUUAUUUUUUUCCUUUUCCUCACCUGAGAGACAACGUGCAUGUGUGUGCUUCAUUCUUUCCAAGAACUUGCUUUUCCUCUUUUCUUGUGUCUUCAAGAGUGAAUCAAUUCCUUACUGCUCGAUUGGAAUGGACUCUUCAUAUCAGCCAGUUAUAUACUGUAGUAGCCUUAACUCACUUGACUGGAAUUGAACCCAUUGGCACCGGGGGUUUCAUUUUGUAGUGUGUUCCUAUAAUGUAGUCAUACACAGCGCCAUGUCCCCGAUUUCUCACUUGGCUCCCUUGCUGUGGAUCAUUGUUUUUAUAUCUCGUGUGGCAAAAUGCUGUUGGCUCUAGCCGGUUGCUAGUGUAGCCAAAAAUGGACCUUACUUAGUCUGUCCAAUCUAGGGUGAUGCUUUUUGCUGCCUUACAUAAGCUUCCAGAUUACAGUAUUGUGCAUCUAUGGCUUUCUUUCUGUUAAAACUGAAAUGAAAUUGAUAUAAAAGAACCCAGUGCUUGUCACGCUGAAAUAUAGAGACUCAUCUCAUAACCUGCUCAUCAGCAGCUGUCUCUCUUUCUAAGGCUUAACUGAUGAACCCUUUAUAUAAGAAGCAGCAUUUUAAAACUUCUAAGGACAUGAAACAUACAUUCUUUUAAGCAUCAGUAGUGAUGGAUCUCUAAACUUAGGCAAAUCCCUGAGCCUUGUUUCUAGUCUCUCAAAAAGUGUAAAUUUUUAUAGUUUUCUUUUUCACGGAUAUUUUCUGAUCAUGUUAAUCUGUUUUCAGUGAGGGGAUCAUUUUGAUCAGUAUCUCUGCAGUGACCAUAUUUCUAAAACAGUCUUUCUGAGCUACAGUGGUGGCUGUCGUGCUCCCACUUUACCACGGAUGGUGCUGUAACGCGUUAGCUGUUCGUCUCGCGUGCCCAGUUGAUGACAGAGCCUUGCAUCUGUGCUCUUUUCUUUCUGUCCCCAUGAGAAAGGGAAUGUGUCAGGUAACUUCAACAUUAGGCCUGUCCACCCUUCAGAAAACACUUUAAAAUGUAAGAAAAUUUUAAAGGUUAAGGAAGAUCUGUCUUCUAAACGUGAAGUACUUAAAUUCAUCCAGCAAAUCCUGAUUGAGUGGCACAUAGAUGAGCUUCUUUAAAGCAUUGUUGCUUAAACUUCG